Messenger RNA from Clupea harengus (Atlantic herring), 1634 nucleotides. RefSeq lists its product as uncharacterized. Lineage: Eukaryota; Metazoa; Chordata; Actinopteri; Clupeiformes; Clupeidae. The transcript has 4 exons. The record is from RefSeq and is a predicted model, not a curated record. Bases 634 to 1323 code for a protein of 229 amino acids.
UACUCACUAUCAUCUCUACACAACUAUAUAAUCCGUAGGGCUUUUGUGAUGAAAUCACAAAAUGCAAGACUGAUGGGUGCUAAAGGUGCAGUGUGUGGGAUUUAGUGACAUCUAGUGGUGAGAUUGCUGAAUUGCAACCACAUGAAUACCCCUACAUUUCCGAGGGUAUGGGAGAACCUACGUUGGCUAUCAAGUGCCAUAAAAACGCGAAAAACGUGUUUUGGUUUGUCCAUUCUGGGCUACUGAAUAAAUAUAGCAAUGCGUCAUGGCAAACUUUGUGGAAAAGGACCCACUCCCGAUGUAGAUAAGAAAGGCCCGUUCUAAUUCAACAAAAACAUGAUUUGUGAUAUAAUGAAAACAAAAUUAUGAAUACUACAUUCCAUUUCUGCUACUAGAUCUGCCUAAAUCCUACACACUACGUUUUAAAUCUCUUUUUUUCUUUUCAUGAAGUAUGGCAAUGUCUUUUCGAAACACAAUUAAAUCAAACUCUACACAUUUGAACACUUGUUGUUGUCCAUUGAAAUCUAUGUACUUAAUUCUUAACUCUGGUGUUAUCUGUGUACCGCAGCCUCUCAGACGUUCAGGUCUCGCCAAGGCUUGAUCAAGGCCAACGAAUUCAACGAAGCCUGUCUGAUGUGCAAGACAGGUGUGCAGCCGUCCGAGGAACACCUGGACCGACGACACUUCAGAUACGCUGUGCACUUCAAAGAACAUGGCGUUGAUCUCUUCACUGUCCCGUGCUACUGUGACAGACUACCGGACAUGAAGCGGAGUCACUGGCACUGUUUCAAGUGUGGUGCUAUUUUAAGCAGACGACAUGUUUUGAAAAGACAUUUAGAGAUACAUGGAUGUACUAGUUUGAAGGACUACAGCACGGACUGCCCAGCUGCCCCAAGUGGGCAAGCUGGACCAUGUCCUGUCGACCCGGAGACCAGCGUCCUCACAUCUGGACAGGAAACGGACGCUGACGACACUGAGAACAUCAGCCAAUCACCACAUGCUUCGUCCUUGGAAGGACCGCCCACUGACGCUCUGACGUCGAUCUCUGACCUGGCUAGUGGAGUUGAAGACGGAGGAGGAGUUGAAAGCGGAGAUGGUGGCGUUGUGCGCUCCCGCCUGAAGCACCACAGCCUGAAGCACCAGGGGCGGAUCCCGAGCAUCCGGCGCUGCCUGUGCCCUCUCUGCGGCCGCAGCUUCCCGCGCCUCGACCUGCGUCGGAACCACAUGCGCGUCUGCCCUGCGCGCUUCCCACCGGCAGCGACGCAAGGCAGUGCAAGAAGACAGUUGCAACCCCUGCGAGCGCCACCAGAUACCCCGUCCUGAUGCACUACAGCCACGCCCCCGACACACACACACACACACACACACACACACACACACACACACAAACCCCUCCUGCCACAUUAUGGGUCCACUUGAUAGCAGCUCCCGAUACCUCUGCUCUUGAUCAGGGUAGGUGGGGCCCGCCUACACUGCAUGUCUUCUGUCUAUGCCUGGUUCAAACAUAAAUGAUUGAAUUUAGUGUCGUAAUAAUAAUCUUGAGGUGUGUUCAGCUGACAUACAACUGUGCCUCUGUGUGUGUGUGUGUGUGUGUGUGUGUGUGUGUGUGUGUGUGUCUGUGUCUGUGUCUGUGU